Molecule: messenger RNA, 790 nt
Organism: Sinocyclocheilus grahami
Lineage: Eukaryota; Metazoa; Chordata; Actinopteri; Cypriniformes; Cyprinidae
Product: microprocessor complex subunit DGCR8-like
Exons: 2
Biological process (GO): primary miRNA processing
Cellular component (GO): microprocessor complex
Molecular function (GO): heme binding; identical protein binding; primary miRNA binding
Source: RefSeq, a predicted model, not a curated record
UCUGGUGGUGAUGGACACCAACACACCCCAGCAGUGGACAGGGAUGAACAGCUCUUCUUCAACAAGCACACAUUGUCCGUUAGCAGUCACCCAUCAGGUAGCCCUGACCCCAUGGCCACGUGCCCUAGAACCGCUCGCCAUGCUCCCCCAGUUACCAAGUUCUUACCUGAUCUCAAACUCCUCAGAGAUGUAAAGAUCAGUGUCAGUUUCUCAGACAGCAGUAAGAGCAAAGACAGGAAGGUGUAUACCGGUUUGGGGCAGGUUAGCGAUGAAGAGCAGAGCCUAGAAGGACUGAAUGGUGAAUUGCAUGAUUCUUUAGAGCAGAGAAGUGUGCCGGGCAGCUCGACCAUGACCACUGGUUCCUUAGGGUUAGUUGGAAACAGUGGAGAGCUGGAGGCAGAGCAGGAGAACAAGGUUGAGUUUGCCGUGUUGGACGACCUGGAAGAUUUCAGCGAGAACUUUCUGGAAGCGGAAUAUGGAGAGCAGAGUGGUUUCAGGUCUCAGAUGAUAGUUCAGCAGGAGCAAGCGCACGAGGAGGACCUGAAUAACUCUUAUGAGGAGGACUUUGACAAUGAUGUAGAUGCCCUGCUGGAGGAAGGCAUGCCCAUGCCCAAGAAGAGGCGUCUGGCUGAAGACUGUGAUCACCAUUCAGAUGGGGAGGCCGGAGUUCAGCCCAUGAUGACCAAAAUUAAGACUGUUCUUAAGAGUGAGCCUGAGAAACUCUUGGUUAACUCAUAGAAAGUUUGAUUGGAAGUUCUAAACACUUUCGCUACACUGUUAAAACUUUUAA